Messenger RNA from Gongylonema pulchrum, 216 nucleotides. The record is from the annotation of a GenBank genome assembly. NCBI's taxonomy places the organism in Eukaryota, Metazoa, Nematoda, Chromadorea, Rhabditida, Gongylonematidae.
AAGUGCUUGAGGAAGGAUGAGUUGACGUUCCGCAUGCCUGGUGGUGAACGAGCAGUAUUUCACGUUGGAUUAUUGGAGUUGCAAAGUUACGACGAGCCGCCGUACCCAGGUGCGAAAUAUACAAUCCUGGAGCACACUGGUUGCCAAUGCUACAAAAAGGGAGAGUUUUAUUCCAAUUUAACUUCUUGCGAGAAGUUUUUGGCUAAAUAUGGUUAA